AUGGACACCGACAGCUCCAGAUCACGCAAGAGGACUCGGCUUAACGAUAAUGAUGAAGUUCCAUUGGUACAAGCUUUCAAACGACCAAGGAUCGAAGAAAGCACCGUUAAACUACAAAAUGAGAGCUACACAAUCGCCUGGAUUUGCGCCCUCUCUAUCGAAAUGGCCGCUGCGAACGCGAUGCUUGACGGAAUUCAUCCAAGCUUGCCUUCGAAUGCGAAGGAUUCCGACUCUUACAUAUUGGGCAAUAUUGGCCGGCACAAUAUUGUAUUGGCGUGCCUCCCAGCAAACCACUAUGGCACAAACUCCGCAGCAGUCGUGGCCAACAACUUGAUCCGCACUUUUCCCUCUAUUCGAUUCGGCUUGAUGGUGGGAAUCGGCGGCGGAGUGCUUGACAGUGUCGAUGUGCGCCUCGGUGACAUCGUCGUCGGUUACAAUGUGGUCCAGCACGACCUUGGUAAAGUCAUCCAAGGCUCUCGAGUCCAUCGAACCGGAACACCAAAAAGCCCUCCUUCUAACCUCUUGGCCGCUGUGAACAAACUGAAGGCAAUUCACGAGUCUAAGACGAGCAGAGUACCAGGUUUCCUUCAACAAAUGAUAAUGAAGCAUCCGAAAAUGACCAAAUAUACUUAUCCGAGCUCAUCACAAGACAGGCUCUUUCUCGCUACCUACCAUCACAGCCCAGAAAUGGCUACUUGCGAUGGCUGUGAUACGUCCAUGUUAGUCUACCGAGUUCCUCGAGCGGACAAUCACCCAGUCAUUCACCACGGCAAUGUUGCCUCUGGCAACCAGGUGAUGAAAGACGCCAUCUCACGAGAUGAAAUAGCCCAGGAGCUAAAUGCCAUAUGCUUCGAAAUGGAAGCAGCUGGCCUAGUCGAUGUUUUGCCAUGCUUGGUAAUCCGAGGAAUCUGCGACUACUCAGAUUCUCACAAGAAUAAGCAAUGGCAAGAGUACGCAGCAGCGACCGCGGCAGCUUACGCCAAAGAAUUACUGAUUGAAGGAAUACCAGUGGCUGUGAUGGAGCCGUUCCAGAAGUCUAAUGAUUCAUACUCAGCUGGUAAAACGAACUCUUAUAUCUGCAGUUGA
Messenger RNA from Trichoderma aggressivum f. europaeum, 1086 nucleotides. RefSeq lists its product as uncharacterized. NCBI's taxonomy places the organism in Eukaryota, Fungi, Ascomycota, Sordariomycetes, Hypocreales, Hypocreaceae. The coding region runs from base 1 to 1086 and encodes 361 amino acids. Gene Ontology annotation, molecular function: catalytic activity. The transcript has a single exon. Gene Ontology annotation, biological process: nucleoside metabolic process. The record is from RefSeq and is a predicted model, not a curated record.